AUGACAAUACCUACUGUUAAUGAGAAUUUUCUAUACAAGCCUCUCGACUCUGGUAAUGUCCACCUUUCAAUUCGCGUCCUUCAGCCUCUUCCAGGAGAUAUCUCGGAUCCCCUGUCAUGCACGCUUGAGAAUUAUGCAGAUGCAACUGAGCAAGGCUGGACUUGUUUGUCCUAUACAUGGGGCACGGAGCCUGCCACCAAAGAAAUUACAAUAAACGGUGUUUCUUUCCUGGUGCGAUCCAAUGUUUACAACUUCCUACAGGAGGCUCGCCGCCGGGGUCUUACGAAUUUGUGGAUUGACUCGAUAUGCAUCAACCAAAACGAUAUGGAGGAACGUAAUGCUCAGGUUGGGCUUAUGAGUAGAAUAUUUAGCGAUGCGAAGCUGGUCAUGGUUUGGCUUGGCCAGGGAUCAGAGGCCACAGAACGCGCAUUCAGACUGCUGGAGUCUGGCUUCCCCUCCGACACAGUGUCCAUCAGCCUGGCGUCUGGAAAAGCUGUAUGCUGUCAGAUGUCGUCGGCUGAGUGUUCGUCACUCUUUGAAGCAUGUAAUGCUCCAAUAUGGACACGUCGGUGGGUGAAGCAAGAGAUCUUAAUGCCAAAAACUGCCAUCUUAUGCUAUGGCCAAGCGUCAGUUGGGAUCUCUAUUUUCCUUGCACUGAUGGAUUCUUUGGUUGACUACAGCACAUUUCAUAGUCAUGCUGUGCCCACUGAACCUGUACAAGAGGACGUUUCUAAGGAGGAGCGAGAUGAAGCAGGGACUUGCUUUUACGAAAACAACGAGUCUCAACAGCGACUGCGCCAGUGCGUCAAUGUUUUGGCUCUAUAUCAGACAAAUCGUUUCAAGGGGCGGAAUAUACAUCUUCUUACAUUUCUCGACAUGUUUGAAGACUCGGUAUGCACAGAUUUCCAUGACCAUGUCUAUGCCUUUCGCGGCUUAAUGGAACAAGGCUCGUCACUUCACGUGGACUACAAACUGUCGAAUAGAGGAAUGUUUGUCAACACUCUCGACUUUGUUGCCAGAACCACCCAUCCUCACUUGCGUGGCGCUAGUCCUUCUGAGAGAAACUUCCUUGCCAACAUAUACCAAGGCUUCAAUCUAACUGUCAACGAUCUUGAGGUCAUAUUGGCAUCCUACCGUACCAGGUUUCUAGUCCAGGUUGGCGAGAGCUUUGAGAUGCUCCGCAAGGAUGUUUCUGUCUGGAUCUUCUUAGAUUCUAUUACGGAUCUUGAAGAACUCGUAUCUUCAGCCUGGAGAGCUAGAGAGCUUGUAGACGAUUGCAGAAGUGUUCUGAGGGACCGACAGGAGAUGCAUGAAUACCACACGGUUCUCAACCAGCUACGCAAGGGUCCCGAUAUGAUUGAGCGAGGCGUAUGGCUCUAUGGCCUCCGGAGCUGGAGUGGGCCAAGUCUCGCCGGGUUGCGUGCUGUUUACAAACCUGAGUGGUUUUAUGGGUGCGGACCCGAGACUGCCGGCCAAUUGAACAGUUUGAUUGGGCAAGGUUGUCCUAUUAUGUCAAUGGCGUUCGAUCCAUGUGGUCAAGAUGAAGCUCUUCUAGAGUGGCUGGAUGGGGUGAAGGAUUCUUUGAUUGUGACGGUCACUGAUAGAGACGAUGCGGGCCACCAGAUGCAAAUCUCCGUUUUGACCGGCUGUGACUCAGAGGAAUGUCUCUUGAAACGACGCAUUGGCGGAAUAGUAAAAGAAGAUACAUAG
This is a messenger RNA of Fusarium sp. VM40, 1710 nucleotides long. NCBI's taxonomy places the organism in Eukaryota, Fungi, Ascomycota, Sordariomycetes, Hypocreales, Nectriaceae. The record is from the annotation of a GenBank genome assembly.